CCUCUGACGCUGUCACCGCCUCUCUGUCUCUGACAAGCAGGAAAAACUCGGACUUUUAUACCGAGGCUAAAUUUAGGGGGCUGGCCGGGGCGCAGCGUCCCCAUCCUGGACGCGCUUCCUUCCCCCAGCGUCGCACUGGUCUGAUUUGUGCUGCGAACAAUACUUAUAAGUAAAGCUUCUCCUUCAACGCGUACAGCUACACGAGUGAAGAGCAACAACUCACCGGACCACAGAAGAAGCAACGCGCUCCGUAGUUUUUUUUCUGGAGACUCGGUGUACUCCCUUUAAAACGGAGAACGUUUGUUUUCUUAAUAUUUAAGGAAGUUUUUCUGCUUUUUUAGAAAUGGCCCUGAGUGGGACGAUUUUACCAUCAAUCUCUACAUUUGCCAACCAAAAGGAGAAAUGUUGGGAAGAUAGGUGGAAGGGCGACAUGACCGGCGUCGCGCUUAACAUGAACAGCAGCUACCUCGGCAGAAAAGACGAAGAGGACCUCGAUAAGUUCUUGGAUCUUGAAUUUAUUCUCGCUAACACCACCGUGUCCGACAGUGUGCCAGCCGCUGGGACUGGCACAGAGUCCUAUCGGCUCCAGGAGUCCGGGGUGUCCCUGUAUCACCCGCAGCAGCAGCACCACACCGGGAUGCCCCAGCAGCCGACCAAUUACUCCUCUGUCCCGGACAUGAACAGCCCUCCGCCGCCCUACAACAGUCUGAUGGCGGAGCUCCUUCGCUCCGACGUGGAUACCAGCUUCCUCCCCGGGAACAGCAGCAUCCAGGGCAGAUUCCUGAUCAGCUCUGCGCCUUUCCAGACCACUCAGGAUUUAUUCCCCGAGCAUCCGAACGUUAAAGUAGAGCCCACCUCCAUGGACACGUACGGACCCGUCAUGGGUCUGGUGCCUCAGAGCUGCGCCAAAGUCAAGCACGAGGGGAACGUCUCCUGCAUGAUGUCAUACGAGCAGCAGCCGCGGCUGGCCAACUCCCCGCAGGCCGCAGUGGGCAGCAUGACGCCGCCUCUCAGCCCGGACGACAUGAUGAGUUCCGAGUGCCACCAGCCCCAGAUGUGUAAUUCCACCUCUCUGACAUUUCCGCAGCAGACCUUCCACCGCUGCGCGCCUGGGGGAUUCCCUCACCCGCACACGGGGAUGCAGCUCCCUUUCCCCGGGGCGCUCCAUCACCAGUUCCCCGGUAUGUUCGGGGAGGACGCAGCCAUGGGCAUGCAGCAGCCGGCGGCCGGUCAGCGGGUCCUGCUCACCCCGCCGUCCUCCCCGCUGGAAAUGAUGGACACCAAGCCAAAGAGGGGCCGCCGGUCCUGGCCGAGGAAACGGACUGCGACACACACGUGCACUUUCACUGGCUGCGCAAAGACCUAUACCAAGAGCUCCCACCUGAAGGCUCAUCUCAGGACACACACAGGAGAGAAACCAUACCACUGCAGCUGGGAAGGCUGCGGCUGGAAGUUCGCUCGUUCGGAUGAGCUCACACGUCACUUCCGGAAGCACACCGGACACCGGCCGUUCCAGUGUCACCUCUGUGAACGGGCCUUCUCCCGGUCAGAUCAUCUCGCCCUGCACAUGAAAAGACACAUGUGAGGAAAGACCAAAUGUCGCAGACACGGACUUCCAUGCACCACAUCAAAAAACUAUAGUAAUCCUAUGAUCCGCUGUAGGAUGCUGUGGAGAUAUAUAGACUAUCAACUAUACGACAGCAUAAACUGCCAUACAGUAUGACGAGGCCACUUUGACCACACUGUAAUACCUAUAGGCAUAUUAUAGGAUUAUUACUGUGUUUUUUCCUGGGGGCAAGAGGAGCAUCAAGAUUAGAUGCCCUCACAUGAUAUUUUGUGAAAAGACUUAUUUAAAUGUUAUUUUUGUGAGAAACAAAUUACAGAACAAGGAGGACACACAGCCAGAAACAGAUCAAUUCUGUUCCGACCAAAACAAUUUUUUACAAACUAUGUAGCUGGUACUACUUUUUGUAUGAAAUGCCGUUAAUAUAGACAACAAAUAAAAGAACAUUCCACUCAACAUGUCAGGCACAUGCCACUAAAGCAACUGGAAGCAGACAAUCCUUUGAAGAUUAUUUUGUAUUUUCACCAUUAGUGCCUUUUAUAACACAAUAUUACACAUCUUACAAGUGCCAUAUUCUCCACUGGCUAGAGGACAAUCAAAGUUUUAUUCUGUGGGUUAUAUUGUUAUGGGAAAUAAGCUUUAAAGACAAUGUUUUGUUCUAAAACUGCCUUCCAUUCUGUCCUCCCUCAAGGCUUGAAUAGGAUGUUGUGUCUGUGAGUCUGUCUGUUGUCUUGUAGCAUUUGAAGUCCAGGUUUUUCAGUAGGAGGUCUCACAGAAGUGCAUGCCAUCUCAACCUGUCACCUGAUUGACAAAGGGCUACACAGUCUUUAGCAAAAAGACUUUUCUGUUGGUGUCUUGAAGAAAUGUACUACCUUGUAAAUUGUUUUUUUUAUAUGAUAAUGUAAAUAGUUUAUUUUAAUGUACAUAUUAAACUAAAUGAACAUGA
This is a messenger RNA of Epinephelus lanceolatus (giant grouper), 2510 nucleotides long. Its product is annotated as Krueppel-like factor 2. Gene Ontology annotation, molecular function: DNA-binding transcription factor activity, RNA polymerase II-specific; RNA polymerase II cis-regulatory region sequence-specific DNA binding. Lineage: Eukaryota; Metazoa; Chordata; Actinopteri; Perciformes; Serranidae. The record is from RefSeq and is a predicted model, not a curated record. Gene Ontology annotation, biological process: regulation of transcription by RNA polymerase II.